AUGAGCGCCGAGACCAACUUUCUUGCCGAACAGAUUGUAAAGUCACCAGAUGCUUCCAUAUUUCAGCCCUCACUCGAAUCAUCUGGCCAGGUUGGUGUAUUCAAUGCCAAGGUUUCUGGCCAGCAUGAGGAGUCUCGUUUUGACUCCCUUUCCAAAUGCGGGUACCCCUCCGGUGAUUAUCUCUCCAGACCUAAGACCGGGUCUAUUAUUAGAUCUCCAAAAGAGGCUGGAUAUGAUGUAGGUGCUGAUUCAAUCAACAUUUCCUCUUUCACGACAUCUGAUGCUCCCUCUAUGGAGGAGCCAAACGAGGCCUCUCACUUUGACGAUGCAUCUUCCGAUUUGUCUGGAGAUCUUGCCGAAGGCGAUUUCCCCGACUUUUCUGUGCCUAAAAGGCCUUGUUCUUCGCUCGAUUCUUCCCCAGCAGAUUCUGAAAGCAAAAUUUCAUUGGACGAAGGGUCCCCAUCUUUGAGUAUCUCCAGAUCUACUCACGGUUCGCCGUCAAGAUCGAGACGCCGCUCAAGGACAGUUAUGACGCCCUCACAGACAAGAAUCCUCCUUGCAGUGUUGGAUGAAACCUAUUUUCCCACCAACGAACAGAGAGAACAGCUUUCUAAAAUCUUGCAAAUUCCACAACGCACAAUUCAAGUUUGGUUUCAAAAUCAGCGGCAAAAGGCGAAACAAUUUGGAAAAGUCACCGGCUCCCCAUCAACUUCGGCCUCACACUCGCCGUCUUCACCAUCUCCCAGCCUCAUAAGGCCAAGUGGGUUUCACUCUGGCGUUCCCAUCACCCCUUAUCACCAUUCGACAGCCUCUCACGUGAAUGCAUUUUCUAACGGUCAACGCCCUAUUCUUCUGUAUGGCCGCUCACCCAUAGCCCCUACGGAACAACUUUUUUAUUCAAAUGAAUAUUCAGUAAAAUUUCCUAUCAGUUCAGAGGCUCCUAUUCGCAAGAGGACGCUUCCGGUCCAAUCAUCUAGCGGAUCUUGGGACACAUUGAGUUGGAAGUACAAUGCGCCAAAUUCAAACAAUAGUAUUGACCACCAAACUCGGCGUUCGCCCUUUGACUCAUAUAAAGGUUACCGCUCGGCGUCGUUGCCCAUCUCUUCGGGCUAUCCAAACAACCAAUCUGUUUAUUACAGCUCGGAGAGAAAACCUAAUCCAAAUAGCGUCAAGACGGAGCCUGACGUAUCGCCCAAUAUUUCCUUAUCCAACCUUUUACAAUCGACUUCGCUCAUGAAAAAAGAUGGACAAGAGUGUCGUGAACAUUCUCGAUCGGAUUCCCAGACCCGCCCCCCUGAAGAAUUUCAAACAAAGGUCCUUGAGAAAUUCAAAGAAGAAGAGGACCAAUUGGAGCUGCCCUCUUUGUUGUUGGCCUUGAGAGGUUAG
Messenger RNA from Mitosporidium daphniae, 1386 nucleotides. RefSeq lists its product as uncharacterized. Gene Ontology annotation, cellular component: nucleus. Gene Ontology annotation, biological process: regulation of transcription by RNA polymerase II. The transcript has a single exon. Gene Ontology annotation, molecular function: DNA-binding transcription factor activity, RNA polymerase II-specific; sequence-specific double-stranded DNA binding. The record is from RefSeq and is a predicted model, not a curated record. Lineage: Eukaryota; Fungi; Microsporidia. Bases 1 to 1386 code for a protein of 461 amino acids.